AUUUUUUCCCCAGUUAUUAUCCCCAUCUUUUACUGUUUUCCUUUCCUGUAUUUUUGCUUAACCAUGAUUAUAGUUUUAUUCCUAGUUAAACUCUGUUUUUCAGUUGCCAUUAUAAUCCUGAGUAUAAUGAUUUGAAAAAAUUCCAUAGUGAAAAAUUAUAUAACUUCAGAAUGGCCAAGUUUGUGAAGCAUCUGCUGAGCCGGAGUAGUGAUAAGUCAAAGCAGGUGAAGGAGAAGGGAGACCAUAUCAGGAGAAAGUCCUGGGAGAGCAUUCUAUCUGGUUCAGGACUUGAGGAUCUCAUACCUGUCCACACAGGUGUGUACACUGUCCUACCAAAGUCUCAGAUCCUGUCCAAGCUCCACCUUGCAGCCUGGGUUGGGGAUGUUGAACGUGCCAGGAAGUAUUUGUUGAAGUACUCUGUUGAUACAAGGGAUUCAGAAAUGCGCACCCCUCUCCACCUUGCUGCUUGUCAAGGCCAUGACAACAUGGUCUCUUUCUUGAUCAAGAAUGGGGCUGCACUUGACUUAUUUGAUUCUUGUGGACGUACUCCUUUGCUCAAGGCAGUUGAAUGUAACCAUGAGACAACUGCAACAUGGCUGCUCCAAUCGGGAUCCCCAGUGGACAAGCCAGAUGCUCGUGGAGACACGUGCCUCCAUUACUGCGUCCGCAUUGGGAAUGUAUCCCUGGCAGGGUUGCUACUUGAGCGUGGGGCAAGACUGGAGCAGCAAAACAGAGAUGGGGAGACCCCGCUGCACAUAGCCAUCCAGAGCCACCAGUAUCAGGCCAUCCACUUUUUGCUUCGUCGUGGCCAUGAUCCUAAUGCUCAAGAUAAUCACGGUGUCACCCCACUGAUGGCAGCUUCUCAUGCUGGCAUGAUGGAUGUUGUUGAUGAUCUCAAGCAACAUGGGGCAGAUGUCUCAACCAAAGACAAGACUGGAAAGACAGUAGCAGAUCAUGCUCUUGAAGACCAGAGUGGUGAACUGGAAUCAGUGGUAGAUCCUCCACAUGAGACCCCCAUUGACCACAUUACUCCUGUCCCGCCUGAGGAAAAGUCUAAGAUGGGUUGUAUUACUUCUGAGUGGAAGCCUGGAGUUGCAUCACCUAACCUCAGCUCCUGGGGUGAUGAUGACUCCUUACCUCUCUCAGAGGAGGAAAAACAUGCAGCUCUUCCUGUGGAGAUGCAGAAAUUGCUGGAAGAGUUGGACUCAGGUUCUGGAGACUCAACUGGCCCAUUACAUCCUGGAGAACCCGAAGUGAAAGAACAUGGGGAGAGUCAGGCAUCUGAAGCAUCCUGGGAUGACUCUGGCUCCCUUCCACUAGACAGCGGGGACAGCAACACUGUGAGAGGGACUAUGGGUCGAUUGGGGACCUUGCAGGGCUGUGAAGAAUUUUGGGAGAAGAAUCCUGUUCUGCAGUCAUCUUCCCAUGGUGGUAGACCUGCAAGUGCUGACAGUAUGAACAGCCCACAGAUAGUGCAAUCUCAAAGUCAACUAACUGAUGAGGUGGGACCCCCCUAUUGUGAGGUGGGACCUGGUCAAGAAAUUCCCUCACUACUUCAUGGUGUUGAAUUAAAGGAUACUCUGGGAACUCUGCCAAAAUUUGAUAAAUUUGAUAACGAGAAAAAUGUUGAAAAUCAUGUGAAGUUUGCCCUCACAGGAGUUGCACUGACAUUGAAUGAAGUUGACAAUCUAGUUGGCAGUGCUCCCAACUCAAUUGAAUCAGCUUGGAGCAUUGAAGAUGAUCAGGAACACAUAUCUAAUCUUAGUUAUUCAGAUGAGUUUACACUAAGACCAGAAGAUAAAUUGGCACAUGCUGUGGAAGAUAUGCCUUUACCAAAUGAAAGCUCUGAAGCUCUCCAUUUGACUUGUUCACAUGUGAAUGAAUCUGAUGUACAUUUUGAAGUUACCAAAAAUACAUCUGGCAUUCUUUUAUCACCCCAUUCAAAUUCACAAUCUCCUACCCCAACUUCCUGGAGUGAAACAUCGUCUCCAGUAAUUCUGCAAGCACCAAUGCAGAAUCAAGUUCCAUCUGGCCCAGAACCACGUCUAAUAGUGCCAGUCCCACCCAUUGAUGUGCAGGAAAUCCCUGGUGUGAUUGACAUGGGCCCAGCAUCAGAGGAGACUUCAUCUUCAGAACAGAAUUUAGAACCUCUGAAUGAGUUUGUGUCUUCAUGUAUCCAACUUAACAGCAGUCUUGCUGAAAUUCCUACAGAUGUUGAAGCAGAAAGGUAUGCAAAGGUUCCAUCCCCUCCUCCAAGAAAAAACCGAAAGCAGCGCAACAACGACAGUGUAGUCAUAAAUAACUUGGAAACAGCAACACAGAGCAUGCAGACUGUUUCAUCUUCAUUCCUCAUCCAUUCAUCCACUCAGACUGACCUCCAGUCUGACUUUGAGGCUGCCUUUCAAAAAUUCACUGAAGACAUUACUGGGGUCAUCCAGCAUCUCUAUGAUGAGAAGUUGGUUUUACCCAGUUCCUGGCUGGAGAAACCAGAAUUGGUGAAGAACUUGGAGUCAAGUUUGUCAGGUUGGAAGGAAGAAAUUGUAGCAUUGCUUUCUGUAUAUGGGGAUGCUCUUCAAGUAUCCUUAUCUGCCUUCGCCAAAGACCUAAAGGAUACCCUUCUUUGCAGCAAGGAUGGAUUGGAAAGAAAGGAGGCAGAAGUGGAACAUGUGAAGGAAGAUCUCCAUCUGGCCCACAAGGAGAACCUGGACAUGUCUAAACAUAUUGCCAGUCUCCAGGGCUUCCUACAAUCUAAGGAGAGUGAGUUGGAGAGAAGAACUAAGGAGGUGAAUUCAUUGCAUGUAAAGUUGGAGAAGUUGACAGAGCAGCUGAAGUUGUUUGAAGGAGGGAAGAAAAGUGGUGAUGAGGUAAUCUUGCAGCUCAAACAGAAGAGUGGAUCCCUGGAGAAAGAAGUAGAGAGUUAUAAAGCAGAGUUAUUGGAGCUGACCAACAAGAUGUCAAGGCUGGUGGAGGAUCAACAAAGGAAAACAUCUGAGCUGGGAGAAGCAGAUAAAAUGUUAGAGCUGCUGAAGGCACAGCUGAAGGAUGCAAACAGUCAGCUGGAAGAGGUAGAGCAGGCACGAGAUGAGGCCCAGCAGGACAUCCACAAAUUCAAGGAAAAGUUCCAAAUCAUUGAGCAACAGUACCAGGUCUCGAAGGACAAGCUGGAGGAUGCAAGCACUCAGCUGUGGGAGAUGGAACGGACAUGCAGUGAGGCUCAGUUGGAUGCUCUGAGGUUCAAGGAGAAGACCCAACUCCUGGAAGAGCAGCUUCUGGCCUUAAAGGACAAGCGGGGGAAAGAUGAUGAGGAGUGGAUGAAACAAAGGGACAACCUGGAAGCACAACUCUGCACAACACAAAGCAAGAUUGCUGAGUGGGACUCCCUGUUGCUCAAACAGAAUGAAGAGAUGCAAGAAUUGGCACGUUCCAAAGCCUGCUUGGAAGAGGAAUUGGCUACAAGGAAAAAUGAGUUAUCCCAACUGCAGACAUCAGCCCAGGAUGCAGAAAGAAUUUGGAAGGAGUUAGAAUCCCUGCAGAAGGAGAAGAAUACAUGGGAAUAUGAGAGGAUGGAAGGGGAGAAGGCCAAGGCAUCCCUGAAGAAUGUUGAGUCUCUCCUCAAGGAAUCCCAUGCCUUGCAAGUGUCCAGUGAGGAGCUUCAACAGGAGAAUGAGCAGAGACUCCGAGAGAACUCCUUACGUGUUCAGGAGAUGCUUCGCUCUCAAGUGGCUCUGCUCCAAAAACAAAUUCAGGAGAAGGAUCACGAGUUAAAUGCAUUCAGACAUGAACGUACCAAGCUUCUUGAAGAUGUGAGGGCCUUCACUCCCAGGCCCCUACCACAUCCUGGAGAAGAAGGCCAGUCUUUGCACUUCAAGACCUCCCUCAGCUCUUCAAUGACUCACUUUGGGCAACUCCUAAAAGAUAUCCAGGCAAAGCUGGAAGAGAUGCCAGCCAAGAAGGAUGAGGAGGAAGAAAGAGUGAAAGGUGAAAUUGGAGAAGUUUGUUCCCACUGGUCCCAUGAACUCACCAAUGCCCUUUCCCAUCGCUUAUCUGGUGAUGCCAUUGAGUUGGAGAAGGAAGAAAGGAAGCCAUCAUUAAUCUUGGGAAAAUAUUUGCUGUGAUUUUUCUUAUCCUGUGAUCUCAUACCAUUUAAAUCUAAGCUAGUCACUCUAGAAAUCUUUUUCAAGUAUUUUUUUACCUUUGAAAAUAAAUUGGUUUCACC
Messenger RNA from Darwinula stevensoni, 4216 nucleotides. Lineage: Eukaryota; Metazoa; Arthropoda; Ostracoda; Podocopida; Darwinulidae. The record is from the annotation of a GenBank genome assembly.